Amoebophrya sp. A25 is the source of this 3177-nucleotide messenger RNA. The record is from the annotation of a GenBank genome assembly. Lineage: Eukaryota; Dinophyceae; Syndiniales; Amoebophryaceae.
ACCAGACUGCGUUCGAAGACCUCUUUUCGUCUGCUUUGUCACACCUAGUUACAUAGAUACCGACCAACGUAAAGAAAAAGACCUGCUACUUUAUCUGUCUUAUUCUUUGAGACAAGCUAAUUUGACGUUCCAGUUGUAACUGUUUAACACAACUGUUAGCACAACUACAGCUGCUGCUACACUACUUCCCAUUUUGCGCUUUAUUGUACUGCAAAACAUAAUUGCUAUAUUAUCGUUUACAUACUUACUAUAAUUGCAAUACUACAUGGAACAAGUUGCACACUUCAGACUUUUUUUUCUUAGGAAACGAAAAAGAUGACUCUCGCGAGCAGGCUCCUUUCCUUCGUUCAUCGCCUAUCAAUGGCUACGACGAUGACCUUCUGCUUCCAGCCGCGGCCAUCCCUCUGUUUUGGUCACAAACUUACCAGACUCACCAAGAAGCUUCACCUCACCAAGAAACUUCACCUCACCAAGAAACUUCACCUCACCAAAGUGAGGUGUAGUGGGUUUGUCGACAGUCUUUUUGGGCAGUUUGGCUGCACCGAAUGUAGUUCUGCAAAUCCAGUGGCGCCUGAUGAGAUCGUCGACGUGGCGUCAGGCACAUCAAUCAAUCAUUCAAUAGUACAGCCACUGCCUGCGCUCAGUAGCAGCGCGCAGAUGAGAGAGGCGAGAGUUAUGAUAUAUUCAAUGAUGUGGACAAGGACAUGUUAGAUUUUGGUACUUCUACUACUAGACUAGAUAGAAGUAGGAGGACGAGGACUCACAGACAGGGUUCACUUGUGUCACAUACGCUUUUUUUGAUAAACAACGUCGACGUCGGUCCUUGUUGAACAAAAGGUAUGAAAAAUAAACCUGAUGGCGACCGAAGCAAACAUCAACAAGGUCUAGGUGGCCUCUCAACCGUGCCUGAAGAAGGCGACUCGACUCCGCUGCGCGGACGUUCUGAAGGCAUUUGCGAGGUUUUAAAAGUGCAGUUUCAGGAACACUGGUAGACAUGGACAUAGACGAAGUAGUAGUUGUACUACUUGACAGGACAGCACCCGCUGGUAUUUUUGAAUUUUGUUUUCUUAUCCUGGUUUACGACUAGAUUUUCAAUCCAAUUAUUAAUCGCUUCACCCACCCCCUGACAAAGUUUUCAACAACGAGAAUGAUGCCACAGCUGUUCACUUUCAUUCCGUGGCUCCUACAUCUAAUCCUUUCGCCCACCCCCUGACACUGCGAACGACGACGAUUGUUCAGGAGAAGAUGAGGACAGGGCACUGGCAGUCGGUCGACAGGGGAGCUUGAUGUCUGUGGGGAAACAAGAUUCUGUUUCUGCAAAUGUUAAGGCGUAGUGCCCAAAUUUUCCAUCUUCAGAUAGUACAUUUUGAGGGAACAUCUGAAUAAAAUUCAUCUCGAUGAUGUGUUUGGUUGCCGCAUGGUAGAAAAGAGGAAGAAGGCUUGAGAAUGGGCCUGAAGAUGUAUUCGGAUGAGCUCUAAAAACUUCGGAGCGCCAGUAGGCGCACUACGCUCUUUAGAUUCGACCGGUUCUACGAUGUCGAUGCCGUUCAUGAGGCAUGUGACUACAUUAUGGAGUGGAACCUUUUGAUAUAGUCUGUAGCUGUUCAUGAGGCAUGCGACAACACUAUGAAAAGUUGUGGUGAUUCUUUGUGCAGCAGUGGUAACAAAACCAGUAUAACCUAAACGACGCAACAAGAAUGGUGUUUCUUUCUUCCAGAAUGACGAUAUUUUAUGAACAAGCACGUUUUAUAUAUACGUACCAAUACCUAAUCGUAGUAAAGGGUCCCACCGACCCACCGAGAUAAGCUGACCCUUCUCUUUUCAUCUCGGAUCGAGGCUGCGCAGCUUUCACUUGGGCAUGUCCAGAGUGAUCAGUCGAGUCUUUGCGACUCCGAUUCUUCGCGAUCAAAGGAAAGCUGGACCUAUUCCGUUGGAUCCGAAGAAAAAUUCCAAAAAAAAAUUCCGCACUACAAAGCAGAAAGAUGCGAUCUGAGUGCGACUUUGAGUCAUUAUCCUUGGAAUCUUCGUAGUAGUAAGUAUAAUUGUUUCGAAAGAAACUGUUCUUUAGCCUUAAGGUGAAGAUCACUAGAAGAAUUAGACAAGAAAUAGAUACUUUACUACGUGCUUUUCAUCUUCCACUAGUCUAUUUCUAACCCCUCGACUCCCGCGCUGACGUGGACUCUGCACACUUUAGUCGGCAUAGUACUAGUUCGGGCGCUGAGCAUGAGCAGAUAGAUACGGGUUUGAGUCGGCGUGAACGACGUCGUCUUCGACAUGCAGCGACAUUUGGUGACCAAGACCAGCUACUUUUACGGCUCUCGAUGUCAAUUCAACUUUCUUGACUGCAUCCUUGUCAAGGGUGAAAAAGAAAUAGAGUAGCGCUGAGUCUUGUUAUGGUUUGCAUCAUGCAGAAAUAAAUUAUUAUUAUGGCUGAGUAGUAGUGUUCAAGGAUCACGCAGCAGCGUGAAGUUAUGAGUUACAAUUAGAAUUACGGAGAGGUCUAAUACAUGAGGGUAGUCGUCCUGCCCAGCCACCGAUUACAGGAAGAGAAUGAGGAGAGCAAUUUUUCGUGGAACUGCUCUGUUACUGUUUAUCAGGCUGAUGAUGUAGGAGAAUACAACUACUAGAAGAAUAUAUCUGUUACCUCUGUUACUAGAAGAAUGAACCCGUUACUAGAAGAAUGAACCUGUUGCCAAUGCCAGCGUUUGUUUACUCUUUUUGCAACAUCCAACACCUUGCCGAAUAUAGACAUUUUUUGGUAGAAGAUUCAAUCGUGAUUGACGAGAUAACUAAAAGAUGUAUCGCCGAACUAUAUUUGAAAACUAUGGCUAAACAAAAAACGUAGAACAACUAACUUGUUGUAGUAACUCCCUCGUCAGAUGAACUGCUCACGCAUAUAAUGCACACUAUGAAAAUAUUGCGAAACUUUUCAUCACCUAUGAAAAUUUAUUGUUUUCUCGCGAAAGAGAAGUUCGACCUUAUAGAUACAUAUUGCUGAAAAUCACUCGUAAUCGAAUCCAAGAGGCAGCAAGAAAGGGCAUGCAAUCAUUUUCCAUUCAACACUAAAGCCGAUUGUUCGACAGAAGGUAGUUUUUUUGCAAUUGCAUGGAUUGUUCGACGCAAGAUUUAUCAAUGCUCUUUUUUGACACAUGCUUUGUGGUGAAGAUCCGCAAUUAU